AUGGCAAUCUCAUCAAAUGAUCGCUUUGAAUGGAAGCUAACAAAGCCCGGGCGAUGGGAAAGAGAUAUUGAUGAGGUAGAAGAAUUCUACACCUCGCUAGCGAAAGCCUUUGAGGGAACAGGAAGAGUCUUCUUUGCCAUGACCGGGUUUAUUUCGUUUUCCAUUCCUGUACAGACAGGUAGCGACUCUUUCGAAACAGAGAAAAGAGUCGAGACGGCGCUUAAAAACGCCUGGACUCGUCUCCGCUUCGACCAUCCAACCAUCGCCUCCAGAGUGCAGUUUGACCCGGCUCAGCAAAAAUACAAGAAGACCUACGAGACCUUCACCGAUAGCGCAUCCCAGCGUCAAUGGCUGGAUGAUACGUUCCGUGUGGUACCAGAGAGAAUUUCGGGGCUUGAGUGGUGUAAUUCCGACCCCCCAGUUCCCGCUCUACCGACUCUGUUCCUCAUCAAAUCACCAACAUCGAAUGGGGAUACCUUUCGCGCUGAUCUUGUCCUUCGCUCGCAUCACGACAUCAUCGACGGCAUGGGUACCCUGCUUCUGUUCAACAAUCUUUUCUCUCUUGCAGCCGAUGCAUACGAGCAAACUGAAUACGAUUUACCUCCAUUUGGCGACGAGUGGUCAAACCUCAGCCCGCCCCUCAGAAUGGCAGCUGGGAUACCGGCUUCUCUCUCACCAGAGCAUGAAGAACAGAUGCGCGGAAUACUCCAACACAACGCCUCAUUGAAGGAAGACAUUGAAACAGCAAGCCCGCCAUUCCAGCGACAAAGUGCCGUCCCCGGAAAGCACCAACGGGUUGCAGUUACUUUAUCCGAGGAUACAACGGCGAGAGUUUUGGAAAAAUGUCGCAGUCUCGGGCUCAGCAUCACGCACGCGUACCAUGCUGCAAUUGCGCUGGCUGUUAGGGACCUGCAGGAACGUAAAGAGAGCGAGCGCAUGGUACGAUACAUCAGCUAUUGCUUAGUAAACGAGCGCCAUCACUGCAAUCCCCCAUACAGCACAUCGGCCCAUCCCGCCACAGUGUACCACUCAGUAUCCGGUCGAUGUUUGGCUGUCGACCUUACCGUACACGCAGUAGAGAGUUCUGACGGGACUCCAACCGACGAGGAAGAAUUCCUCCCCAUUGCUCAGCACAUCCGCGACUACUACCUGGACAUUCGCGACGACGUGGAGUACAUUAAGCUCAUUCCAGCCUUCUGGGCGAUGUCGAUUUCCCCGUAUCCUGGGCCCGACCCUCCCGUAAUCCCAGCACGGAAUGAGUCUCCUUCGGCGUCGAUUUCCAGUAUGGGUGUCCUGGACAAGGCUAUUCGCCAUAAUUACGGUAGUUUCAGCGUCGAUGAUCCUUGGGUCACCGGCGAGGAGCUAGGAACUGGACUUGGGGUGUUCCUGGGCACAUGGAAAGGGAGGUUGACUCUUAGUGCGGCGUAUAAUGAUGCCUGGCAUGGAAAGGAGGAGGUCCUGGACGUCUUGAGUCGGUGCAAUGAUGUUUCAUUGCAAGGACUAGGUAUUGGGGAGGCAACAUCGUUCUAG
Messenger RNA from Penicillium cataractarum, 1530 nucleotides. RefSeq lists its product as uncharacterized. The coding region runs from base 1 to 1530 and encodes 509 amino acids. The record is from RefSeq and is a predicted model, not a curated record. Lineage: Eukaryota; Fungi; Ascomycota; Eurotiomycetes; Eurotiales; Aspergillaceae. The transcript has a single exon.